Molecule: messenger RNA, 322 nt
Organism: Caenorhabditis auriculariae
Lineage: Eukaryota; Metazoa; Nematoda; Chromadorea; Rhabditida; Rhabditidae
Source: the annotation of a GenBank genome assembly
AUGUGUACGGGUGUCCAACCCAAACCCAACCCAUGUAUGUUCUCGUUUGCGAUGUCCGAGGCCGAGGACAGGUUUCCCAACUUAUCGUUUCGUUUCGUUUUCUUCGCCUUCGGACAGAGGCCUACCUUACCCACAAGCCCUUAUCGCUUCUCCUCCUCUUUCUCCGCACACCCAAAAGUCCACUUCAACUUUUCUUCUUCUCCUCCACCACUCAUUUAACCUCCGACGAUUUGUUUACACCUCUGCUGGACGACCGGCCUUCGGCUAUUUCCAAAGUUUCGAGUCCUCGGGGCGGACAGCAGCUGAACGUCGGCUGUUGUAA